UAUUUCAUCAAAUUUUGUUUACAGCUGUUGAAAUUUGGAAAAAAAUUGGUGGUGGAUUAACAGGUGCAAAUGUAUUAGUAGCACAAAUUAAAAAAUAUGAUGCAUUUGAGUCACCAUAUAAUUAUAUUUUUGUGGAAGGAGUUGAAACUCCACAAACCUGGUGGA
Racocetra fulgida is the source of this 165-nucleotide messenger RNA. The record is from the annotation of a GenBank genome assembly. NCBI's taxonomy places the organism in Eukaryota, Fungi, Glomeromycota, Glomeromycetes, Diversisporales, Gigasporaceae.